AUGAGUUAUCAACAAGCACAGGAUAUGUAUCACGAUAAUUCCUCUGCGCGCUCUCCUGGCUCCCAACGUCACCAGCAACCUCUACAUCGCCAACCAUCGCGACAGUUCGAUGCGUAUGGCCCAAUGCCUGUCAACUUGUAUGAGGAUCCCAUGGCUCGCUAUGAGGCGGGCCGCCUGGAUCGCUUGAAUCCGUCCUUGCAUAACAAUUCUUAUGCCUACGACUUGUCCGGAUCGCAGACCUGGAAUCCAAAUGGCUUUGCCAACGCUCAGUCCCUCGGAGGAAUCCGGUCAGCCUCUGCCAGCUUGAAGGCCACUUCCCGCACCGGGCGAGCGGGUAUCCCAACGACGUGGCUCGAUCAACCGCCUGCGAUGCCCAGCCCCUUUUCGAACCUCGGACCCGGUCCGCUUCAAGGCAAUGCUAUGCGCCCGGAAACCACAGGCCCUUCGGAGACAGACGAUGAGUUGAUUCCGACCGCGAUCGUCAUCAAAAAUAUCCCCUUUGCCGUGAAAAAGGAACAGCUGGUUCAGUUAAUGACUGAGUUGAAUCUGCCCUUGCCGUACGCGUUCAAUUAUCAUUUUGACAAUGGCGUAUUUCGGGGGUUGGCAUUCGCCAAUUUUACUUCUGCGGAGGAAACCGCGACCGUAAUCGAGGUUCUUAACCACUUUGAACUUCAGGGCCGGAAGUUGAGGGUUGAAUACAAGAAAAUGCUUCCGCUCCAAGAGCGCGAGCGUAUUGAACGCGAAAAGCGCGAACGCCGGGGCCAGCUGGAGGAGCAACAUCGACCUAUAGCAGCAACCUCUCAGCUUCAGACUCAGAGCUCCAUGUCUUCGCUCACCUCUCACCUGCCGGCAACAUCUCCUUCGCCUGUUUCUCAGCGUGGCCAGAAGUUGGACGUCGAUUUGAAUGAUAGCACGACUCUCUCAUACUACUCGCAGCUUCUGUUGUUCAAGGAAGAUCCUAGCCGCGAUUCGUUGGUCUUUGCUGCCAACCUUUCCCCAGUUCAACGGCGCACGGUUCACACCCUUGCUCACAACAUGGGCUUGGGACAUGCUUCACGUGGCUCUGGUGAUCAGCGACAGGUGCAGGUGUUCAAGGUUGGUCCUGGCGCUAAUGUGAGCCCUCCCCUGUCUUCCAUCCCUGCCGCGGUGCAGCCUGCGGAUUCGAGCCGUCGGGGACUUAACCGCGCCGCAACGAUUGAUUUCAGCGAGGCGCGCAACGAAGGCCCUGCCCCUUACAACACUCUUCGUGGCCAGGCGUCGGGGUUCCUCGGUGUUCUAGACUCCCCCGGGAACUUUGGAAACACGCAAAACUUACGGGCGGCCAAGUCGUUUGCGGAUCUGCGCUCCUAUACCCCAUCGCCGGUCCCUUCCUCGGCCAGCUUCCCGGCCGCGCUGCAAUCGAAUGGUGCACGCCUACAGCAUUACGAUGGUGCGACUAGCGGCGCUUCCAAUACUCCGACCCUUACGCCCGCUCCGUCAGGUUCCUCUCUGGGCCUGCAGCGGGAUGACAAUUUAUUAGUGAACAGCCUUAGCAGCCUUUCUUUGGGGACCGGAAUAGGUGGGCCUAACACGAGCCCGAGGAGAUUGCGAAGUAUGUUCUCCUGGGAACAGCCGGAAAGUCAACCUUCCAGUGCUGGGCCCAUCAGUAGCAACCGAUCCAUCGGAGUUGGAUUUGACGGUCAGUUACAGGAGCGCAUGCCAAUUAGACAGCCUAGAGGCCCCUUGCCCGAGAAAGGCUCGGGGUUUCGACGCCCGAACGGACACCAAUCGCGUGGGAGUGAUGAGUUGCGCACCAACUCCGGUGUAGAGAUUAUUGUGGAGUAA
Molecule: messenger RNA, 1824 nt
Organism: Aspergillus tanneri
Lineage: Eukaryota; Fungi; Ascomycota; Eurotiomycetes; Eurotiales; Aspergillaceae
Product: putative R3H domain protein
Exons: 3
Coding region: 1-1824 (607 amino acids)
Cellular component (GO): nucleus; cytoplasm
Molecular function (GO): mRNA binding
Source: RefSeq, a predicted model, not a curated record